AUGAGCACGGCAUUGACAAAGAUCAACCAGGAGUUCAUCCGAGUGUACCGAACCAAUGACGAGGGAGGUCUUAGCUCAGAUAAAGGCGACACUGACAACGAACCUCAUGAGAACGCAGAGGAACUGAUCGCGGAGGAUCUCGAGGAGAGUAUCCGUCAUGACGCCAUUCCUGUCCCUCCCAGGUCGUGCCUAUUCUCUCCUUCAACCUCUGCUGUAUUCUUUGUGGCAUUACAGAAAGUGCAGGAGCGACAGGUAGUUCUAGACGGUUAUGGGCUGAAGCCCGAGGAGUGGGAGGAUGCCUUCUAUCCUUUGUCUGAGACAAUUACGUUCGGUGUUGGUGGGAAAAAGAAGCUGAAAGUGAUUCUACCGGUGGAAAUAUGGUGGCCCAGAGCACUUGCUUGGGUGCAGGGACUGGAUUUGAUGGAGAGGAUACUUAUAGAUAGCGACAAUGAAUCAAACCUUUCAACCUAG
Molecule: messenger RNA, 471 nt
Organism: Stereum hirsutum FP-91666 SS1
Lineage: Eukaryota; Fungi; Basidiomycota; Agaricomycetes; Russulales; Stereaceae
Exons: 2
Coding region: 1-471 (156 amino acids)
Source: RefSeq, a predicted model, not a curated record